Molecule: messenger RNA, 1129 nt
Organism: Xenopus laevis (African clawed frog)
Lineage: Eukaryota; Metazoa; Chordata; Amphibia; Anura; Pipidae
Gene: cbx3.L
Product: chromobox 3 L homeolog
Exons: 5
Coding region: 174-698 (174 amino acids)
Biological process (GO): regulation of gene expression
Cellular component (GO): nucleus; heterochromatin
Source: RefSeq, a predicted model, not a curated record
GCCAGUAAAUUCCCCGCCAGAGUGUUGGUAGGGCCCAUUGUUCUGCGCGUCACUGUGGCCCUCCCACUCCUGCGCACAUUGCAGCUGCAGGGAGUCUCGGGCUGGAGAGCGUUGCUCGGUGAAUUGGGGACGAGUCACUCACCGGGUGUUGGUUAUCCUGAGAGUGUGAGACCAUGGGGAAGAAACAGAAUGGCAAGAGCAAGAAGGUGGAGGAAGCCGAGCCUGAAGAAUUUGUUGUAGAAAAAGUUAUGGACAGGCGUGUAGUAAAUGGAAAGGUUGAAUAUUACCUCAAAUGGAAAGGUUUUACAGAUUCAGACAACACCUGGGAGCCUGAGGAAAACUUAGACUGUCCAGAGUUGAUUGAAGCAUUCCUUAAUUCUCAGAAGGCAGGGAAAGAAAAACCAGACAGCAACAAAAGGAAAUCUGUGUCAGACAGUGAAUCUGAAGACAGCAAAUCAAAGAAAAAACGGGAAUCUGUUGAUAAACCACGGGGAUUUGCAAGAGCUCUGGAUCCAGAAAGGAUAAUUGGAGCUACAGACAGCAGUGGUGAAUUAAUGUUCCUUAUGAAAUGGAAAGAUUCAGAUGAAGCAGAUUUGGUACCUGCUAAAGAAGCAAAUGUAAAGUGUCCUCAGGUUGUUAUUGCAUUUUAUGAAGAAAGAUUAACUUGGCACUCUUGUCCAGAGGAUGAAGCACAAUAAACUUAUUUUUCAUGUAGAGUUUUUUUUUGUUUUUUUUUUUUGAUCCACCACUUCAGGAACCUUCAAGAUUUUUGUUUUAGUAUUUCCAGAAUAAGCCAAAUUUUUGGUUAUGGCCCCGUGACAUUGGCAUGGCGUAAGGAGCCUUUGAUAUGUAAAAUUACUUUCUCUCUGGGCUUUUUAUACAUUUCAAAUUAUUGAAAGUUUCUGUAUUAUGCAAAUUUUGCAAGUGUUUUGUAGUCUUCUGUCAUUGUGCAUGUUAAUGCUUUACUUCUAACCUGUCCGUAUGCUAGUUUCAUUAGCGCCAGUCCUUCCGUUGAAGAGGCCUGGGAAAAACUUUGUAGUAAAUGGAAUGUUACCUUACUGUAUAUUGUUUACUUCAAUGUAAAUACUGGUGAGCAGUGUUCAAUAAAUAGUUUUUAUAUUCUCCAUAA